UUCCACGGAAAUUACGUCAUCAAAGGUCACAGUUCUUUCUGUGUCAACACAUGUGCGUCCUCCAUAGUCUUACGGCCAGAAAAGCGAAUGCUUCAUCUCAGUGAGCAGCGGUUUAUUAAAAAUAGAAUAAAAUAAAAAAUGCCCAGCGAUAUUUCAUCUUCAUCAAGCGAAGAUGAAACGGACAUUGUUUCCGCGGAGCCACAAGAAUCUGAGAAGAAGAGCACCAAGUACCAGUGUCCUGCUGACUUUGUGUCUUUCUGCCAUAAACCCUGCAGCAGCACAUUGACCAAGAGUCUGAAGAACAAGAAGAAUGAGUUAUGGCUCAUUAAAGCUCCUGUCAGCUUUAAUCCAGAAUGUUUCAGUAGCAUCAAGGUGCCUCUGUCAGGUCUCCACACCCUGAAGACUCCAUCUGCUGCAGAGGGAGCUAGGACUGGAAGUGGCCAGCAGAUCUACAGCAUCCUGGCAUCCCCGACUGGUACCUCAGACCUCCACCUGCUCACCAGUGACAAGCAGUCGUCAAAUAGCACUGUUUUUGCUCCUGCUUUCUCAGGCCUGCUGAAUGUGUGUGAGACCUAUGGAGACAGCAGUGCUUACUUGGCCCCGCAGGUCAUACCCGCUGCUCCAGUGCCCUCCAUACCACCGGGACUGAAACAACGAUUCCAACCCUUUGGCAGUAAAACCCCAACACUGACAUGCGUGGCAGUAGAUGAGGUGGAGGGAGCAGCGUGUGGACCCUCAUCUACUAACCUCCGUCCUUUGGUAGUUAAACGAUUCAUAGAAGAAACGGGGCACGAAGAAGAAGAGAGGAAGAAAAAGAAGAAGAGAAAGAAAGAAAAGUGGAUAGAGACAGAACAAGUUGAGGUGCCAGAAGUGAAAGCAGAACCAAAUGUUGAAAUUCUGAAUGAAUCAUUGACAGAGCUCCCCCUCCAGGAGAGUGAGGAUUCAGAGGAGAGGAGGAGGAAGAAGAAGAAGAAAAAGAAGGACAGGGCGAGAGAAGAGGUGGAGGAGGGAGUGCAGCCCAGUGUGAGAGUAAAGGUGGAAGAGGUCAUGGUGAAAUGUGAACCAAUAGACACUGCAUAUGGUGAUGAAGUGGAAGGUUUGCUUAAGGUGAAGAAGAAGAAGAAGAAGAAAAGUAAAACUUGUGAUGAAUAAUCCGUUGUCACCUCUUUGGCUAGUUUUCAAAAACUAGAUUUUGACUUUUACCACAAAUUAAUUUUUUUAUAUAUAUAAAUAUUUGAUGUACAUCGCAAUACAAGAUUUUACUUUUGUAGAAUAUUGCAUUUAAAAGUAAGAACGAACACAUCCUGAAUCAAUUAAACGGUGGCACAAAUUAUAAUGUGUAUUGAUCUCUGCGUCUUCAGGGCCAAUGUUCCUGUCACACUGAGCUUAGAAAUUGACCAUGUUACGCACAAAGAAUGUGUGCAGCUGCAGGCAACUUUAGAGAGUAAUUGGAGUGUACAUGGAGGAAUUUCUGCGUUUUGUGCCAGUGCCUGUCAAGUCAUGGGCCUGUGUUAGUGUGUAUAUAUUCACAUUACUGGGCAACUAAUGUCAAUGGUUUGGCUGCAGAUUGAAAACAACAACAAAAAACAGAGCCGUUAUGAAGAAAGAAUAAUUGUUGAGUGUCACGAUAGGUCACAUGUACUGUGUUGGUGAAAUUAAGCAUGUGCAGGAAAACACAUGAGCUUCACAAGUGAAUAAAUGAAAUCAUAGGAAACGAAA
Molecule: messenger RNA, 1719 nt
Organism: Solea solea (common sole)
Lineage: Eukaryota; Metazoa; Chordata; Actinopteri; Pleuronectiformes; Soleidae
Gene: polr1g
Product: RNA polymerase I subunit G
Exons: 3
Coding region: 139-1152 (337 amino acids)
Biological process (GO): transcription by RNA polymerase I
Source: RefSeq, a predicted model, not a curated record